This is a messenger RNA of Pteropus alecto (black flying fox), 3927 nucleotides long. It is a transcript of the gene MMP23B, whose product is annotated as matrix metallopeptidase 23B. Gene Ontology annotation, molecular function: zinc ion binding; metalloendopeptidase activity. The transcript has 8 exons. Gene Ontology annotation, biological process: proteolysis; extracellular matrix organization; collagen catabolic process. The record is from RefSeq and is a predicted model, not a curated record. NCBI's taxonomy places the organism in Eukaryota, Metazoa, Chordata, Mammalia, Chiroptera, Pteropodidae. Gene Ontology annotation, cellular component: extracellular matrix. The coding region runs from base 613 to 2805 and encodes 730 amino acids.
CUGUCCUCACCAGCCCAUCCUCUGCCGCAGGCCCUGCUCUGGGCCCAGCGCUCUGGCCAGACGCCCUGCCCAGCCCCUUCCCGACCCGCGCCCUGCCUUUCCCGGGACUCACCCAGACUCCUGCUCAGACUCCCGCCUCUGGGCCAGAAACCUCUUCAGGCUCGGCACAGACCGCCUCCCACAACCCUGGCCCGGGUCCGAGAAAAGAUGGGGCCCAGAACCUCACUGUUCGUCCAGCAGGGGGCCUUCCUGCGACCCCCGGCAGCGCCACCUCUUUUCUCGGGACGGCCCGAGGAGACAGGCUUGGACCAAAGCAGGACCCGCUUCUCGCUGUAGGGUCCUAGUUAAGCAGGGAGUGGGGUGAGGCGUCUGCUUCAGGCGAGGGGUCCCGGCAAGGUCUCAGGACCUGGGCAGGGUACAGACCAGAGAUGGGUCUUUGGGGACAAAUAUUUAGCCACGAAGAGGGGGGCGCUGUCCAGGCUGGGCCCACGGAGCAGGCUUUCCAAGAACCACCCGAAAUGCUUCUCCUGAGCCUUGCGGCUGCUCGCCAGGCACUUGGCACUGACCCCGCUGGCUGAGUGUUCCAAAUGUCCCUCUGGGCUCAAGGCCUGGAUGGAGGGGGAGGGCCAGGACCCCGGGCUCUCUGGCUGGGUGCCUUCUGCCCCUCCUCUUGACACCCGCCCAGCCCCGACUCCCCUCCCCCAGUCCCGGCUCCCUUCCCCCAGUCCACUCGGACACCAACCCCCACCCCGGCCUCCAGAUCCCUGUUCUCCCAGCCUAGAGGCGCCCUCGCCAACAUCCUGCCUGAAGCCAGGCCAUCCAGUCCGGUCUUCUGGCCUCAGGACACCAUCCCCCAGCCCCCACCAAGAACCAUUUCAGACUCGGGUCCUCGCUUGGCCCCAAAGAGCCACUCAGGAUUCCUGGAUCCCUACUGCCCCCGCCCUCGUGCGUCUUUCCCCAUGUCGCUCCCAGGGGGUCCCUCCUCUGGCCUCUUCCAGCUCUUGGUGGGACUCCUGCAGGUCCCCCUCCCUGCUGGCGCCGUCCCCAGGCCACCUACCCCGCCUCUCUUCCCCCUCAGCCUCCGGUACUCACUUGCCACGUCCCCUCCCGCCGCAAUCCCGCCCCUCUCUGGGGGACCCUGACGGGCCAGCGCCGGCGGGGAACGUGUCCUGGGCUGGCCAGGAUGGAGGCUCCACUCCCAGGUCUCAUUCGGUGUCAAGGGCAUUGAGAGACGGGAGUCCAUUGGGGAGAAAACAGCCAGGUCAUUCAGUUCCAGCUGUUUUGGGGACCCCAGCUGACCAUCCUUGCCUUAUCCUGAGCUCCUGGCAUCAGUCCUUUCCCUGGCAGCCAGCGCUCUUCUCGACGCCCCCACCCCCCUCCCCGCCCAAGUGGCCCCGCCCAACAGGCCCUGCCCAGGCCACUGCCACCCACCCGCAGGCCCUGGGUCCCGGCACCAACAGCCGGAUGGCCAGCUGGUUCCCUUCGGGGGUGGCCGCCCCUGCCUCCCGCCCCCCACCUCAGGGCUGUAACCCGAGCCGCGUUGGCGCCUUCUUGGGCCGCUCCCGCUCAGGCAGGUCCCACAGCCCACGCGCCCCAAGCCCCGACAGCGAGUCCGCGGGCGCCAUGGGCCGCGGGGCCUGUGUCCCCUGGGCAGCGCUGGGGGCCCGCGCGCAGGCCGGCUGGCUGAGGGCCGUGCUGGGCAUCCUGUGCCUGCUGCCUGUGCUCCUGUCACUGGCCCAGCUGGGGGCCCCAGGUGCCAGGCCCGCGGCAGGCGCGAAGCAGGGAGACGUCGCUCCCCAUCCUGUGGGGGUCCUCGCCACCCCGAACGCCGGUCCGCUGCCCCCACAGGCGCCCCGUAGACGCCGCUACACGCUGACCCCGGCCAGGCUGCGCUGGGACCAUUUCAACCUGACGUACAGGAUCCUCUCCUUCCCGCGGAACCUGCUGAGCCCCAGUGAGACCCGGCGGGGCCUGGCCGCCGCCUUCCGCAUGUGGAGUGACGUGUCCCCCUUCAGCUUCCGUGAGGUGGCCCCCGAGCAGACCAGCGACCUCCGUAUAGGCUUCUACCCCAUCAACCACACGGACUGCCUGGUCUCCGCGCUGCAUCACUGCUUCGACGGCCCCACGGGCGAGCUGGCCCACGCCUUCUUCCCCCCGCACGGCGGCAUCCACUUUGACGACAGCGAGUACUGGGUCCUGGGCCCCACGCGCUACAGCUGGAAGAAAGGCGUGUGGCUUACCGACCUGGUGCACGUGGCGGCGCACGAGAUCGGCCACGCGCUGGGCCUGAUGCACUCACAGCACGGCCAGGCACUCAUGCACCUCAACGCCACGCUGCGGGGCUGGAAGGCGCUGUCGCAGGACGAGCUGUGGGGGCUGCACCGGCUUUACGGCUGCCUGGACCGGCUGUUCGUGUGCGCGUCCUGGGCGCGGAGGGGCUUCUGUGACGCCCGCCGGAGGCUCAUGAAGAGGCUGUGCCCCAGCAGCUGCGACUUCUGUUACGAAUUCCCCUUUCCCACGGUGGCCACCACCGCGCCGCCCCCCAGGACCAAAACCAGGCUGGUGCCCGAGGGCAGGAACGUGACCUUCCGCUGUGGCCAGAAGAUCCUCCACAAGAAAGGCAAAGUGUACUGGUACAAGGACCAGGAGCCCCUGGAGUUCUCCUACCCCGGCUACCUGGCGCUGGGCGAGGCGCACCUGAGCAUCAUCGCCAACGCCAUCAACGAGGGCACGUACACGUGCGUGGUGCGCCGGCGGCAGCGCGUGCUCAGCACCUACUCCUGGCGAGUCCGUGUGCGGAGCUGAGCGCCCUCUGCAGGCCGGCUGAUAAAGCGCUUUCUCUCUGACGUGUCUGCGCCCUUUCUUGGGAGGGCAAGGGGCAGACGGCCAGUCUUGGGCCUUGUAGCAGGGGACACCUGGCUGGAGGCCUAGCUGGAUGUAGGGAGUGGGGGCCAGGACACCUAAACUUCCCUGCAGUUCCUCGAGGUGAGGAUGCAGUCUACAGCGACCAGGGGGCCAAGAGCUUUUCUAGGCUGUUCUUGGAAAGGUGGGGACGAGGCCCAUCUGCCAUCACCUGGGGGCGCAGACUGCUGUGGAGCCGGCCCAGGGCCCUCUUGGGUUUGCUCUGGGGCAGGUGUGGCAGGAAGGCUGGGCUGGGGAGCGUGGGGCCUCCAGCACGGAAGUGCCAAGGCGGGGUGGGCCGGUGGCACCUCAGAAGUUGGGAGAUGGGGCUGGUGAUGCUCACAGAAGGGCCUGGUGUGACACAGGUGGAGGCCCUGGGUGGUGGCAAGCGUCCCCUCUGCCUGAGGGAUUCCCAGCCCCCCUCCAACCAACUAGAACAGGAGCUGCAGGUCUGGUGGGCCAAGAAGAGCCUGGCCCAUGUGGGGCCAGAGGCUACACCUCACCCCGUCUGUCCUUGUCCUCGCCAUGUGUGCAUGUGUGGGGACCCAGCCUGGGACAAGUGGCUGAAAUAACAUACUGAGCCUUCCUCCAGGAAUAUUUUACUGUACUUUAAAAUGUCACCACCUCGUACAAAAAAGCCACAUGGCCAUGCUCACACCCCCAGCUCUGGGGGACCGGGGGACCUGGGGACCUUGGGGCUGUGGAUGCUGUGGGUGAGGGCAGGAAGGUGCCAAAGCAGAAGCCCUAAAGAUGGGAAAGCAGAAAAAUCCCCCACGGCUCCAUUUCAAAUCACUGCCAGUAUGACAGGCAGAGCCCCCUGGGUCAUGGUGGCCGAGUGUAUGUGUGGAGGGGAUGUGCUAUCCACACUGGCCACCUGUGUGUGGACACCUGCACUCUCCCCGUAGGGCAAGUCCGAUACAUCUGAAAGAAAAUAUACCCUUUCCUUCCACAAGGAAAUGAUUUAAUUCUACAAAUUUACAAACCAAGACAAAAUAAAAAUGAAACAUGGAAAACCGAAUAGAACCA